Molecule: messenger RNA, 2525 nt
Organism: Cajanus cajan (pigeon pea)
Lineage: Eukaryota; Viridiplantae; Streptophyta; Magnoliopsida; Fabales; Fabaceae
Source: RefSeq, a predicted model, not a curated record
ACCAAAAAAUUUCCUAAUUUCAAUUCAGUUGUGUCAAGGUUUAAAAUUGCAGUUUGCAAGCUUAGUAUAAUGCUUUCGGAGAUCUCCACAACUGCAAUUGUGGCCACAUCAAUCACAAUGCAGAUGCAACUGUGACAGCAGCUGCAAUUUAAAACCUUGAAUUCUAUAUUUGUAGUGUUAAUCUAUUAAUGCCCUAAGUGUUUAUGUCUUUUUAAACAUAACAUCUAUGGGCUCUAAUCUUUUGGUUUAUUUAUUUGCAUAAUUCUAAAAUUCAGUUUGGUUUGCCUAAGGCCAUGACAGUUAUGCCUGGUAUUCUUUGGUCAUCAUUUGUAUUCUUGGAGACAAAGUGCAUUUGUCUAUGAAGUGAGGGGCAACAAAAUAAAUUAUUUACUGUUGUUUUCAUCAAAGUUGGAAUUCUAGUUGAUUAGUUGUCCCAACUCUAAUUGGAAAGAUGGGUAGCACAUUUAAUCCACAGAUUUUAGUGGAAAAACUAGCCAAGCUGAAUGUUUCACAAACGAGCAUAGAGACUUUGUCACAUUGGUGCAUUUUUCAUAUGAACAAAGCCAAACAAGUUGUUGAAACGUGGGAUAGACAAUUUCACAGUUCUCCUCGUGAGAAGAAGUUGGCAUUUCUGUAUCUUGCAAACGAUAUUUUACAGAACAGCAGGCGAAAGGGUUCUGAAUUUGUUGGUGAAUUUUGGAAGGUUCUUCCAGAUGCUCUUCGAGAUGUGAUUCAAAAUGGAGAUGAUUUUGCGAAGAAUGCAGCACAUCGUCUGAUUGGUAUAUGGGAAGACAGAAAGGUUUUUGGUUCUCGCGGUCAAAUUCUAAAGGAAGAGUUUGUUGGGAGGCAUGCAGAUAAUAGUAGCCGAGAUGUGAAACCUACAAACGUGAAAUUGAGGCCAUCUGCGGGGAAUGCAUUGGAGAAAAUAGUUUCAGGUUUUCAUGUUGUUUAUGGAGUGCAAGCAGAUGAAGAUGCGAUAUUGAGCAAAUGUAGGAAUGCCAUUAACUGUCUUGAUAAAGCAGAUAAGGAUAUAGGUCAUGAUGGUAAUUCAGGUCAAUUCAGUGGAUCUGCCGUAGUGGAUGAGCUCCGGGGGCAUAAUGCUGUAUUGAAGGACUGCAUCGAGCAAUUAACAGCCAUAGAGGCAUCCAGAGCUAGUCUUGUGUCUCACUUGAGAGAAGCUCUUGAGGAUCAGGAAUUCAAGCUGGGUCAAGUCCGUAACCAGAUUCAGGCUGCACAUGUUCAGUCAGAACGGGCGAGUAACACCUGUCGCCAAUUACUUAAUGGCAACAACAUUCAGUCAUUAGCUGAGUCGAGUUCAAAGGAGAUUCAAACUUCCAUGACACCUUCAGGUUUUAAUAUUUCCGGUGAAAGGGAGCAAUCGGCUCCUUUAAUGUACACACCACAAGUGUCAUUUUCUCAAAAAUCUGGGCACAUUGAAGAAGAUCCACGGAAGUCUGCUGCUGCUGCGGUGGCAGCAAAAUUGACUGCUUCAACAUCCUCAGCGCAGAUGCUGUCUUAUGUGCUGUCCUCCUUAGCAUCAGAAGGUGUAUUAGGCAACCCAAUGAAAGAGUCUUCGGCUGAUUAUCACACUGAGAAGAGGACCAAGCUCGAGAAUGACCAAUCAUCUUUUAUACCAUCUCAGAAUCCUCAACAACCACUUCCUCCCUUUUCACUUUCUGAGCCUAUUCAACAUAAUGCACCUACAACCAACCAGCAAUUGACUCCCAACGAACCUCCACCUCCACCCUCAUCAUCACCUCCCCCAUUGCCGCCACCACCACCAAUGUCACAGUAUCCCGUGCCGCAGUUCAUGCAAACUGCUGGAUCCAUUAGUAGCAUGGCAUACAGCUAUGGCAUGACACAACAGCCAUCGAUAGCGGCCUAUCCAGGUGUUGGAGCUUCCCUGAAUGGUGUCUCCACUUUUACUCCUCCACCGAUGGGUACAUAUCAGGGUUUUCAGGGUUCAGAUGGAAAUUACUAUAACCAGCCCUCAUCAAUGCCCAUGGCACCAAUAUCUCGACAAUAAAUGUCCGGUUCUAGAUAGAUCUUCUCAAGAUAAGGUUACUUAGAAAAAGUCUUCAUACCUCCACCCAUAAGCUGUUAUUGGAAUAUGAUUCUUCCUAAAGUCAGAUGUGCACAUAGUAAAUGUUUUGUAACCUUUAGUUGAUGGCUGGUACUAAUUUGCUGGAGUUAAAAUAAUUUCGUUGUGUUACCCCGAGGUUAAUGGUUUUGUACUUUUAUUCAGUAGGAUUUUUUUUUAAUCUUUCUGUUAUUGUAAAACUUAGAUUAUUAUUGCCUUGUGGCUUAUUAGAUGUGUGGUUUUUUAGGGUUGUAGGCAUGUUAUUACUGGGGAAUCAGUUAUUUGUAAUUCAACAUCAGUCAAAACCGGUCUGCGUAUCUCCCAAAAAUCUGCAUCCUCUCUGCUGAUGGGAUGUAAUAUUAUAUCAGACCAUGUGUUUGUAUUUUAUGAAUUCUUAUGUUGUGCUGUGUCUGGUUAACUCUGAAUAUAGUUUUUAUUUAUAAUA